Molecule: messenger RNA, 1734 nt
Organism: Dunckerocampus dactyliophorus (ringed pipefish)
Lineage: Eukaryota; Metazoa; Chordata; Actinopteri; Syngnathiformes; Syngnathidae
Product: POU domain, class 4, transcription factor 3-like
Exons: 2
Coding region: 20-1033 (337 amino acids)
Biological process (GO): regulation of transcription by RNA polymerase II
Molecular function (GO): DNA-binding transcription factor activity, RNA polymerase II-specific; RNA polymerase II cis-regulatory region sequence-specific DNA binding
Source: RefSeq, a predicted model, not a curated record
AAGCAGGCAGAAGAAGAAGAUGAUGAUGAUGGCCAUGGACGGCAAGCAGCAUUUGAGCCACCCCGGCCUGCACGCUCAUGGGGUGCAUGAGAGCAUGCGCAGAGUGUGUCUGCCGGGCCCACCACAGCUGCAGGCCAAUAUAUUGGGGGGCGGCGUGGAGGAGAGCCUGCUGGCGCGGGCAGAAGCUCUGCAGGCGGCGGCUGACAGCAUCAGGAGAGACGGCUGCACCUUCCAUACCAUGAGCACCUCCACCUCCUCCUCCUCCUCUGUCUCCUUGCACGUACCUGCUAUCAUCGCACCCCAGAAUCAUCAUCAUCACCAUCAUCACCAUCAGCUAGGACAGAGCCUGGAGGCCGGGGAUCUUCUGGAGCAUCUCUCCAGCAGCCUGGCUGUGACCGGGAUGGGUGCUCCAGAGCCCGGCAUGGCGCACCACCAUCAUCAACACCACCACCUGCAGACCAUGGGGCAGCUGCACCAGGCCAUGGCCGCCAUGGGUCACCCUCACCCGGCCAUGCCCGCGCAUAGCGACGUGGAGUCAGACCCACGCGAGCUGGAAGCCUUCGCCGAGCGCUUCAAGCAGAGGCGCAUCAAGCUCGGCGUGACGCAAGCGGACGUGGGCUCGGCUCUGGCAGACCUGAAGAUCCCCGGCGUGGGCUCGCUGAGCCAGAGCACUAUCUGCAGGUUCGAGUCCCUCACGCUGUCGCACAACAACAUGAUCGCGCUCAAGCCGGUGCUCCACGCCUGGUUGGAGGAGGCCGAGGCGGCGCACCGGGACAGGAGCGCCAAGCAGGAUCUCCUCGGAGGUGCUGGUGCUGGUGGCCCCGGGGACGACGCGAGGAGGCGACGGCGCACCUCCAUCGCCGCGCCGGAGAAGCGCUCCCUGGAGGCCUACUUCGCCAUCCAGCCGAGGCCCUCCUCGGAGAAGAUCGCAGCCAUCGCGGAGAAACUGGACCUGAAAAAGAACGUGGUUCGAGUGUGGUUCUGCAACCAGAGGCAGAAACAGAAGCGCAUGAAGUACUCGGCGGUGCACUGACACUGAACGCAUCACCCAUAAAACAUUUGUGAGGCAGCUCUUAUCACUUCUCAAUUUUGGGAUUAUCUCCUCUAUUCUUCAUUUUAGUGCACUUUUUUUAAAGCACUAAUCAGGAAUUGUUGAACACAUUACUGUGCUGUAACUUCUAAAAGACACUUUGUCACUUUCAGGGACGUUACGUCACUUUACAUCAUCUGAUGGAUGGACUACUUCAACACAAUAUUGACAUCACGUCUUCACUUUUUUCUUCCUAAGUGCAAAUGUUACUGACUGUCUCUUUAAAAAAAGGCACAGUAUAAUUAUUAUUAUUAUCAGUUGUUGAAAUGAUCUAAUUAAAACUGUGGAUUUUCCCCUCACACACACACACACACACACACUUUUCACAAGGUUGUGUUCAUGUUCAUGAAUGAACAAUGGCUGCUAUCAUUUAAUAAUAUUAUAUUUAAAAGCGGAUCGACAUUAUAAACUCACUGGUCACUUCAUUAGGUACACCUGCACAACCCAUUGACGCCAUGUAUUUUUUUUAAAGCUACAUUUGGACUCAUUCAGCAAUAUUUCUUUAAUUAUUUUAUAUUUAUUCCAUAUUUUUGUGUGGGAUGUUAUUGGGUUAUGUGUAGCUGUACCUAUUGUGGCAAGACAGCACAUCGUUUCAUAAUUGCUCACCCUUUUUAAAGACAUUUCGUUGUUUAAAUGUAAUUAAU